CUGCGCAUCCUGGAGCUGGGCUGCGGAUCCGGGGCGAACUUCGAGCACUACCCGACGGGCUGCAGGAUCACAUGCAUCGACCCCAACCCGCAUUUCCAAAAGUACCUGAAGAAAAGUAUGACCAAGAACGACCACCUCGUUUAUGACAGCUUCAGAGUGGCGUCAGGGGAGAAUCUAGAGGCGGUGGAGGACAACUCCGUGGAUGUUGUGGUGUGCACGCUGGUUCUGUGCUCAGUCCAGGAUACGCCGAAGGUUCUGCGAGAAGCAAAGAGAGUUCUGAGGCCUGGAGGAGCGUUUUUCUUCCUCGAACAUGUGGUGUCUGACCCCUCAAGCUGGAUUUACUUUUUUCAACAUGUUCUUCAACCAUUCUGGUAA
Sinocyclocheilus grahami is the source of this 375-nucleotide messenger RNA. RefSeq names its product methyltransferase-like protein 7A. The transcript has 2 exons. The annotation marks the transcript as partial. The record is from RefSeq and is a predicted model, not a curated record. NCBI's taxonomy places the organism in Eukaryota, Metazoa, Chordata, Actinopteri, Cypriniformes, Cyprinidae. Gene Ontology annotation, molecular function: S-adenosylmethionine-dependent methyltransferase activity.